Messenger RNA from Styela clava, 3586 nucleotides. Its product is annotated as carboxy-terminal kinesin 2-like. The record is from RefSeq and is a predicted model, not a curated record. Lineage: Eukaryota; Metazoa; Chordata; Ascidiacea; Stolidobranchia; Styelidae. Gene Ontology annotation, biological process: microtubule-based movement. Gene Ontology annotation, molecular function: ATP binding; microtubule motor activity; microtubule binding.
CACUGUUUUUUCAGGAAUAUCUGAAUAUAGUUCUCUGAUUCAGAUAUUGUAUUUUACAAACUGUUCAAUAUCAGAAUAUCUGUGUAUAGAAUGGCUUCGGCCAGUAGCUCAACUUCUGUUUUGUCUGAUGAUUCGUCGAAUCAAGAUCCGAAUACAGCGCGAUCCAGUAGCUCAAAUUCUGUUUUGUCAGAUGUUUCGUUGAAUCAAGAUCCGAAUACAGCGCAAUCUAGAGGAUUGAAGCAACCAUCAAAAUUACCAACUCCGUGUCCUCAGUCUUCUAGACUGAAGCGCACUGCAGUGCCCAAAAUAAAGGUGAAGAAAUCAUUAGAAGGUCCAGGCGGGAAAAAAGUAAAGGUUGAAAAUGAAGAACAAGAAAAUAAGACACGCAAUCCUUUACUUACAAGGGUUACGAAAAAAAAAGCUAGGAGAAGUAUACAAAAAGCAAGACAAGUUACAUCCACUGCUGCUAAGAGGCAUGCUGCUGGUAUUGGCUCAUCACGUGCUCCCGCAGUCAAACCAACACUUCGUCCUUCUGCUCGUCCUGCAUCCAGUACAGCAGCAACCACAAGUACAAGCUCUGAGCCUGGAAGUAAAAAAGUGAAAAGAUCAGCAUGGGAUUAUAAAGGACAAUUGGAAGAUAUGAAAGAGCUCCUGGCCAAAGAAAAAGAAACAUCGGCUAUACAGAAAGAGAAAGCAUUACAGACAGAAGAUAUUCUUCGUAGAUUGGAGGCCCUGGAAGGCGAAAGAAAAGUAAUUGCUGUCGAAAAUUCAAAUUUAUCGGGAGAUAUUCAACAACGUGAUAAUGAAAUUGCAAGUUUGAGAAGUGAAAUAUCAAGACUGAAUGAUGAUCACAAAAGAGCUAUUCGUGCUUUGAGAUUAGAUUUAGAGGAUUCCCGCCGUGAUUUACGUAAAGUACGAGAUGAAAGAGAUGAACUUGAUCUUCAGCUUCGUGCUUCUAAGAAGGAAAAUUGUGAACUUGAGAAGAAGAAUGAAACUAUCAAAUCUGAAUUCAAUGCAUUACAGGAGGAGCAUAACAAAUUGUCUAAGGAAAAUGCAGAAAAUGUUGAAACUAUACAACGACAGACGGAUGAAUUGCAAGGCAAUGAAAUCGACAGAAAAAGACUUUUAAAUGAAGUUCAAGAACUGAAGGGAAACAUCAGAGUCUUCUGCAGAGUACGACCAAAUAUAAAAGAUGAAGAUCCACCUCAACAUAUUAAUUACGAAGGUCAAGCUGGAAAGUCUCUCAAUGUCACCAAUCACGAGAAGGAAUCGAAAUAUAGUUUUGACAAAGUAUUUGGACCACAAGCAACUCAGGCUGCAGUAUAUGAAGAACUAGAUCAACUUGUUCAAAGCUCAUUGGAUGGUUUCAACGUAUGUGUGUUUGCUUAUGGACAAACUGGAUCAGGUAAAACUUACACCAUGGAAGGUCCUGAUGAUUAUUCAGAAGAAAAUUGUGGAAUCAUACCACGAGCUAUGAAACAGAUAUUCAUCAAAUGCCAAAAUCAGAAGAAACUGGGCUGGGAGUAUGAUCUGAAAGUAGAACAUGUUGAGAUUUAUUGUGAGAUUCUCCAAGAUUUGCUUAGGAGUGGAAAUAAUGCCGAAAAGCUUGACAUCAGAACCAAAGGGCCUUCUGGAGAAGCGAUGGUUUGGGUUCCGAACCUAUCUAGUCACUCAGUGACCAAAUAUGCUGAUAUUAUGAAACUCAUGGCAUUGUCAAAGCGCCGUCGUGCAACUGCACAAACUGCUGCGAAUGAUCAUUCAUCUCGUUCUCAUUCUGUCUUCAUGUUAAGAAUCACAGCAACGAAUGAAGCGACUGGACAAAAAACUGAAUCUGCCUUAAACUUGAUUGAUCUGGCUGGAUCUGAAAGAUGUGGCGACACGGGAGCAACAGGACAACGUUUGAAAGAAGGAAAGAAAAUCAAUAGUUCUCUCACCGCACUUUCAUGUGUUAUAUCAGCACUUGCUAACAAGGAUAGUCAUGUUCCAUAUCGUAAUUCCAAGCUCACACUUUUACUGAUGAACAGUCUGGGUGGAAACAGCAAAACCCUGAUGGUUGUGAACAUCAACCCAUCCCCCACCUCCUCAUCAGAGACCGUCAACACCUUACGAUUCGCCACAACAGUGAAUCAAUGUAACAUUGGUACUGCACAGAAGGUCGUCAAAUUUUAAACUGUAUAAUAAUCCACAUGAAACAAAUUUAUUUUUAAGUGUUUUCGAAGUUUGAAUUCACAAAAGCUGAUGAAAGUAUUAGUGAUUACAAAGACACUGGCUAGAUUUGCUGCCAACUUUAGUUAUUCAAGAUACUUAUUAUUGUCAAAUAAAUAUGCUGUUGAAUAUUUUCAAUAAUAAAACAUAGGAACAUUUUUUAAUGAUGUUGUUCUUAUAAUGUUUGAUGUUAGUUUUCACUGCCAUAGGCAUGCUGCUCAGUAGUAAUAACUUGCGUUUAUUUCAAAAGGUGUAUCUAAGUUUCCAUUUUUGGAACAAUUUAGAUGUUGUGUGAGGCUUGUUCUCAUUAAAUUGUGUUCCUGCAAUUUUGAUGUAGUCAAGAAUUUGUUGAGACUUAUCUGAAUGGUUGGUGACCUUCUGUCUCAUUCAUUUCGAUAUAUAUUAUCCAUUCCAUGAUAUUUCUAUUUUACACCAAAACACUGGUGUAGAUUCCAAAUUUUUCUUUUAUUGCUAAAAUACUCAAUUGUAAUAAAAAAAAUAAUGAUUUAUUUGAAUUCCUAAUUGUUAUUUGCCAUUCAUGAUUAAAAACGUUGCUUUGUUAUUCCACUGCCAGUUACCCCUCACUCACCAAGUAUUAUGCUUGGCAAUUCAUUAAUUUUGCAUGCUUUUGACUAUAGCAGUUGAAUUGUGGUGCGUCAAUGUAUCAAAACACUUUAGUUUUAUUUAAUGCAUUUCUAAUGAAACUCCCCGUGUAUUACAAUGUUAACGGCGAUUAUAUUUUUUAAUAUUCAGUUACUUUUAUCAUUGCUUGUGUACAGCUUUGUAUAAGAUUUGCUGCCAUGGAUCAAUUUGAUCAUCACGCAUGCAACUCAAAAUUGACACUGUAUGAUUCAGAGGAGAGUUCUGAUUGUUUUGUACCAAUGAGAGUUACCAAACCUAACCUAAUUUCAAAUAUUAUUAUAAAAUUUUUAAUUCCUAUAUUCAAAAGUUUGGAGGGGAAUUAAAAAUUUGAAACCCCUCUAUCGUGGUAUUGAAUCUCGCUUUCGGGGAAACAGCAUUUGGGCAGUCCUACCGAAAAACCCAUAUGGCUAAAGAGUCUGGAGUAUAGGACGUAUAAAACAAAUCUUCGUCUGGGCAUAGCCAUUGUAAUUUUAAACAAGCUCCCCAGCUCUGCCAUAGGCAGUACUUCUUAUAUAUCAUAUGCUUGGGACUUUGAACUAAUCCUAUACAUGUUUUAAACUGGUUAUGCCUGCAUAGAGGUUUUUUGGUCUGAUUUUCGUUUGAAAAUAGGCGAAAUUUCCCACAUGGAGCAGGGUGAAUAUAUUUUUUCGUGUGACGAUUGGCUUUUUUUUUGAAUCUCUUGUCUCUCUAAUUUUGAGGAGUAUUUUGUUAAUAAAGUUCAUCGAUAUAGAUAAAGUUG